Molecule: messenger RNA, 828 nt
Organism: Cylindrotheca closterium
Lineage: Eukaryota; Bacillariophyta; Bacillariophyceae; Bacillariales; Bacillariaceae
Source: the annotation of a GenBank genome assembly
AUGUUCAGCGUUGAAGAGUACCCCAAAGGGAGACUGGAUCUGAAAGAAAACUUCCAGACGGGAAAGGGGCUUUGCUCGUUUGUUGGAAUCUUCAAAUCGGUCUCAUUGCUCACUACAUUGGGAAUCAUGCUGCAUCACAUGGUCAUACAUCCGGCCCCUCUGUCGUUCUAUCCUGCUUACUUGACAUCGUGGGGGAUGUUCUUUUCGAUAUGCUACCUUUCGGGUUCCUUUCUACUGACCACCCGUCAUUCAUCUGCUGUGAUCACUCCUGACGCCAACAAUAGAUUGAUCAAGUUUACUUGGGUGCUCUUUUCCUUGUCUUCGGUAUGGGAAUGCGUCAUUGCUGUACUAUAUUGGUCCCUACGACCUGCCAAGAUGGGGCCUAUUUUAUUGGAGAACGUCACGACGCAUGGGGUCAUUGUGCCCAUCCUUUUGGUACAGGGAUUAUUAGUGGAUCACAUCCCUUCGCGGUUGAAGCAUUGCAGCGUUGCAGUUCUCUUUGGAAUCCUGUAUCUGUCAUGGCUGGCCAUCCAAAAUGUGGCCAUCCGAUACAAUCCUUUGGACAAUGGUGAUGACGACGCCAUUUACGAUGGUUUCCGAUGGAGAAACGAGCCGAUCCAGACUCUGAAAUAUUCUUUGAUUAUUGUGUUUGCGAUUGUCCCGGCCUUUGCGGUACUCAUCUGGGCGCUAUCCCUUAGGGGAAGAAGGUACUUGGACAAACCAGGAGAAGAGGAGGAGUCUUCCGUUGUUGAAGAAUUCGACGAGGAAAUCGAGGGAAGCAACUGGUGUGCGGUUGAUGACGACAUUGAUGAAGCCGACGAGUCUUAG